GUGAAGCGUAACAGGGAGAGGGACAAAGACACAGGUAGCGGGAGAAACGGCGACAGUGAAGGGAGGAGGAGAGAGUGAAAAAGGAGGGAGAGAAGAAAAAACAGAAGGGAGAGAUGGACGUGUACUGGUGAGAAAGUGCACAAUUUGUAUCCCAUAAAACCGAAACAAAUCUAUGUUUUCUACUCAUGACAGGACUCAGGGACGUGGACAAUACUGGAUAGAGGGAGGUUAAGUUCGGAUUUAUUUUCUUUCUGUCUUUUUGUCAAGCGGAAUUUUGAUACUUCUUUCAUUUUGGGGUGUAUUCAUAGUCCAGGAAAGCUGUGGAAAUCCUGUAUAUCUUAAGUGAAAUUCUUCAGUUGCUGGCUAAAGUGUUACCUUCCCCCAUAGAGCAACAGGCUGUUCUGUGAUUCUAAUCUGUCAAGCUGACCAUAGGGGCGGGAGGAAUGAGUCCGUCUGGACUUCGUGCAAGUAAGCUUUCUUUUUUCUGGUCUUUUUUAAAAACAUGAAGACACUAUGCUGUCCAACCCGUACUUCUGGAUGCGUGUUCUCUUAGGAUUUCUAAAAUAAACGUUCGCUGUUAAGUGGAGAAACAGGAGCGCAUCCGUGAACUGGAGACUACGCUUUAAGCAUGAAGACUUGGUGUAGCGCUCUGGCUCUACUGGGCUGGGUACUUGUGGCGCUGGAUGCCCAAUAUGUCUGCUGGCAAGCCCUGCUUAGAUGUCAACAGGAGAAAGACUGUGAAUUGGCCUAUAACCAGUAUCUGGUUGCAUGCGAAGAUAAUAUCCGAGGGAGCAGGCGACAGUGCCCCAGCCAUUGCAUCAGCGCCUUAGUGAAACUGAACCAGACGCACAGUGGACCGGACCUAGAGACAUGUGACUGCGCCCAGGAUUCACAAUGUAGGAGGGCAAAACGGGCGAUCGAGCCGUGUAUUCCUCGAAGGCAUCCAGGGGACGCAGCUGGGAUAGGGUGCACAGAGGCACGCCAACGCUGUGAGGAGGACCCUGGCUGCCACUCCACUCUGACAGCCUACCUGUCCAACUGUGGGCAGCUUUUCAACGGCAGAAAAUGCACUGCAAAGUGCAAGACCACAAUUCAGCAAAUGCUGUUCAUCCCCAACGGUAUGCUGCUUAAUCGCUGCGUGUGUGACGGCAUGGAGCGACCCUUUUGCGAAGUGGUGAAGGAGAACAUGGGGAAACUAUGCUCUAUCGGGGAUCACGGGGUCUCUACGGCCUAUGGGGACAUGGACGACAUGUAUGAGGAUGAGGACUACGAACUGAAAGCAGAUAGAGAAGACUUUCAUCCGGACACAGGAGUUUUUUCCUCCAGCCCAUCCAAGUAUUCUGUUAAUAUUGCCUUGUUAAAUGGUGUGUUGCUGCUGACAUGGUGUUGGACAAGAACAUUCUAGGGGCACACAUAGGCUAUAAAAUACAUUGACUUGCUUCUUUUAUUUGUUCAUGAAUCGUGCAGGACACCUUGCGCAGCACUGCUUAUAUUCACCUAAUUGACCCUUGGAGACGGUGAUGGACUUGUGAAAAUGUAAUUCCAAGGACACGGGGAUAGGUUUACAGCAAAGAGACAAGACUUCCGAUAAUAUUGCGAAGAAUGCAUACGUUUUGCUCAUGAAAAGAUAUUUGGCUAUCAGACGAGUGUGCCUUUCGGUUUAUUUCAUUCGUGACUGAAACUGAAAAGUAUACUGUUGUAUUCACUUAUAAGAUCAACUCCAAAUCACACUCGAGGAACCCGGUUGUAGAGUCUGUUAUAGGCCGAAUGGUACUUACGCUGUAACAAAAUGCUUAAGGGGCUGAUUAUUUGGUGGGAAGUGAACCAAACAUAUAUGUUUAUUGCAACACGGAAAAAGUGGAUUCGUUUACUUUUCUCCGUCUCUCCCCCUUUCCUUUCCUCUUUGUUUUGUUUCGGUGGCCCUUGAAGUGUGUGGCUUUAUUAAGACUUUAGAUAAACAUUGGAGCGUUUUCAUUUGUGUUUACUCUCCUCUCUGCACUCCAGCGCUUGGGCAUUGAAGCCAUCACACUUCAAAUAUUUGUGGUGAACCACGAGAGAACAGACGAGGUUCUGGGAUCAAGUAGUUAAAUUAACUGAAGUGCCUCUCCGGUAGCCCCCACCCAUUUCACUCUUAGUCUCUUCUUGUUUUAUUGAAAACUCUACCAUUGACCCACCUCCCCACUCACCACCACCUCCACCCUCCCCCUCUCUCUAUCACACUGUCACACACACUCACUCACUGACUAGUUCUACUUUGCUGAGUGGGCUUCGAGUAAAGUGGGGGAUCACCGUUCGUUACUAUAGUUUGACAUUUGUGUUUGCUAGUGAAAUUAACACUGAUGGGCCACGGCUGCUAUAACUAAAGCAGGACUGUACCGAAAUGUUUAAUCAUAUCGUUUCGUUCAAAAAACGUUUUCUGAAGUGAAAUGGUUGAAAUUAAUUUUGCAUUGAUCCCUCGAACACUUGAAAUGUAUGAAAGUUAAAAAAAUAUAUAUUUAUAGGCUAAUUGGGUUAUUGCUCAUUUCAGUUGCGAUUUGUUUGUGUUUAUAGAAUAAAACAUUUAAGGUUUUUAAUGUUUAAGAUAAGGAUAUUGAAGAACAGCAUUUGCCUGCAAAAAUAUAUUCCCAUAUGCAACAGCAACCAACAUUUAUACAUGAUAUACUGCGUAUUUUGUUUUUGUAAAUGCCGUUGGAUAUUUUUUUUUUACCUGGCGAAAGUAAACUGGUAUCUUAUGUUAAUUGAUGUAUUAAAUGGGUGUAUGUGUAUGUAAAUGAGUUAUUAUUCCUUGUAUUAACAUACAAUGUUUUGUAAAAGUGUAAAUGUGUAACUUCAUCAACAAAAUAUUUUCUGUACAGAAAUAGAUAUUUAUGUCUCCGAAAGGAUUACCGAAUCAAGUAAAUGUCUCCGAAAGAAAUACUGAAUAAAGUAAUAAAGAGGGAACAUUUAAUGAAA
Molecule: messenger RNA, 2952 nt
Organism: Anguilla rostrata (American eel)
Lineage: Eukaryota; Metazoa; Chordata; Actinopteri; Anguilliformes; Anguillidae
Product: growth arrest-specific protein 1
Exons: 1
Coding region: 629-1405 (258 amino acids)
Biological process (GO): regulation of cell cycle
Source: RefSeq, a predicted model, not a curated record